AUGGUCCCUACGGCUGCCUCAACCCCAGCCCCUUCUAAGCCGUCGGGAAACGAGUCCAAAGAACAGCCCAACGAGCCACCCAAAGAUGCGCCCGCGGAGUCCUCCAAAGUCGAUGCUGUAUCGCAGGCGCUCGCGACAAAACCCAGUGGCGAGAACAGCCUAGUCACGCCUGUAUACAUACCCGAAGACCCAAAUGGCGUCCUCAAAGAGACACAUCCGGUUAUGCGCCUGCUCGACAACUCAACGCUUGUCAUCCAGCGGCAACUCGAGAUGAUGAACGUGCUCAUGGGCUUCGAGCAAGCGAAUCGAUACGUGAUCAUGGAUCCGCACGGCAGUCAUAUUGGCUACUUGGCAGAACAAGAACAUGGCAUGGGAAAUGCCGUGGCGAGACAGAUGUUCAAGACACAUCGGAGCUUCACGACUCAUGUCUUUGACAGGGAAGAGAAGGAGGUGCUGCGCUUCCAUCGCCCAUUCAGCUGGAUCAACAGCAGGAUUCGGGUGUAUGACGCAGUAGGAGCAGAUGGGGCUGCGUACACUAGCUCCAAUAGUCUGCAAGGCACAAGCGCAGGAAGCAUUGUAAGCCAGACGAGCGCGAACAUAUCCAGCAUACCUCUGCAGGAUAUGAGAAUCAUCGGUUCGGCAGAGCAAGAGUGGGCACCGCUCCGGCGAAAGUACAACAUGUUCCUCGCUCGCAAACUCGAAGACGAUCCAGCCGCACCCAACACACCACAAAUCUCGUCAGGCGACUUGCCGUUGUCAAGCUCCAAAGCCGUGGCAGUAGUCGAGGGUGACUCGCGAGAAGUCGGCAUGCAACAAUUCGCCCGUGUAGAUGAGCCUUUCCUGUCGUGGGACUUUAGCUUGAAGUCCGAAGACAACCGUUUGAUCGGCUCUGUGAACCGCAACUUUGGCGGCUUCGCACGAGAGAUAUUUACAGACACCGGUGUGUACGCUCUUCGCAUGGACUCUGCCGGCACAGAGGCAGAACAGACAGGUCCUGUAUCCGGCAUGACGCUUGACCAACGUGCCGUCAUGCUUGCCACUGCUGUCAGUAUCGAUUUCGAUUACUUCAGCCGACACAGUUCUUCUGGUGUAGGCGGCAUGUGGCCUUUGUGGAUGCCGUGGGUUGGGGGUGGCGAGGCCGCUGGUGGAGCUGCUGCUGGGGAAGCUGGAGCCGCUGGUGCAGGAGCAGUUGGUGCAGCGGGAGAGUCAGGCAUCGCAGGCGAAGUCGGUGCUGCAGCACGCGGCCUUGGAGCGGGUGAAGGUGCAGCCGUCGGCGCUGGGACUAUGGCUGGCUAUGAGGCCAUGCAGAGGGGAAGAGGUAGCCAGUCACAGGAUGAUCAGAGUCCACAAGCUGGAAACUCGGAUCCAUAUCUCGACAACCCUGGGCAACAGCAGCCUGGACAAGACGACGUUUGGGGCCAGACAAAAGAUCCCUGGUCACAAGACGGCAAUUUAGAGCAGGAUCCAUGGGGCUCACAGGGAGGUGGAGAUGCUGGCGGUGGAGGUGGAGAUACGGACUGGGGUGACUGGUUUUAA
Parastagonospora nodorum SN15 is the source of this 1536-nucleotide messenger RNA. RefSeq lists its product as hypothetical. The transcript has 2 exons. NCBI's taxonomy places the organism in Eukaryota, Fungi, Ascomycota, Dothideomycetes, Pleosporales, Phaeosphaeriaceae. The record is from RefSeq and is a predicted model, not a curated record. Gene Ontology annotation, molecular function: phospholipid scramblase activity. Gene Ontology annotation, biological process: plasma membrane phospholipid scrambling. Gene Ontology annotation, cellular component: plasma membrane. The coding region runs from base 1 to 1536 and encodes 511 amino acids.